AUGAGAGAGAAAGAGCCUUUGCUUUCUUUUUCAGAUCUUAAAAAGGGUUAUAGAAUAUAUCAAUGUUCUAUAUGCUUCUAUUCAACACAUUUCAAGUCUGAUUUCACCAAGCACAUGAGAGUUCACACUGGUGAAAAACCCUUUCAGUGUACCAUUUGUAAUAAGUGCUUUGCCUCACCCUCUAAUUGGAAAAGACAUACUUAUACUCAUAAUAGGAAAUCAUUUUUAUAUGUAGAAAAAAUGUAUUUUUGCUAUAACCUUUUGUCUUUCUUUUCAGAUUUUACCAAAAAGUUUAGAAUGCAUUAUUGUACUAUUUGCUCCUAUUCAACAUAUGCCACUACUAGUUUAGCCAAGCACUUGAGAGUUCACAGUGGGGAAAAACCCUUUCAUUGUACAAUUUGUGAUAAGCGCUUUGCCUGCCCUUCCAAUUUGAAACGACAUACUUUCAUUCAUAAUAAGAAAUCGUUUUUGUGAUUUAUAUAAAUUACAACAAGUGUUAUUUCUAAAUGAUAAUUUAGGUAAUUUCUUUUAUAAAAUUGCUUAACUUUAAGGGAUGAUAUUAAAAAGUAAACUGCUUACAAAUGAAAUUGAUGUUGGAUUUACUGUUUCUUAAACCUUCCAAUUGGUGCGAGCAUAUGUAAGAAAUUUCCUUAUUUGGCUACAUAUUUGUUGUUCACAUAAAUUAUUCCUGAUUAAAAAGUCUUUCAUUUGCUAUACAAUUAACAUUGGCUAAUCUUGGCACUUAAAUUUUAUGGCAGACUGUAGAUAGAACUACUGGCUAAAAUUUUACUAGUAAUAAAAAUAGACCCUUAUAGUUUUUAAAAAUUUUGUGUGAAGGUUAUGUGUUGAAAAUAUGGAGAAAAAACAAUAUGGUUCUUUUAAUGCUUUUCUUCUCAUGUUUAAAAAAAAUUAAAAUGCAUCAAUGUAGUAUUUGUUCCUCUUCAACACCUGCCUCAACUGGUUUAAUCAAACUGGUGAAAAACCUUUUCAAUGUAUGACUUGUAAUAAAUGCUUUGCUAAUCCUACUGAUUUGAAAAGACAUACUUCCAUCCAUGAUAAUUCAUAGUUUUUGUGAUUCAUGUUUAUAACAAGCAUACUUCUAUUCAUGAUGAAACAUGUUUUUUAUGUAUUUGUGUAAAACAUGCAUGGAUUUAUGUAAAUAACAAGUGUUCUUCAAUUUUGUUUUUAAUCAAUGUCUUUUAUUAAAUUUUUUGCUGAAGGAAUGUUAUGAUAUUAAAUAUUUGUGAAUAAAAUUCCUCUAUUUUAUUUUGUUUAAUUUACUGUGAAAAAGUUCCUUCUUUAUUUUUAAAAAUAUUAACUUUUUCAUCUGGUUAAAAAAAGAUAUCUGUAAUCAUAGCUUGAUACUCUAUGUAACUAAUUAUUUCCUCCAAUGCUUCAUGUCGUUGAUUUGCUUUUAAUAUUUUAAUUUUUGUUCAAAGAUUAUUCUUUCGCGAAGAAAAUUUAAUCCGUCAUUAGUGUUCUUUAUUUAAUUAUCACUGUUCCAUGAAAAUUGGUUACUAAAAUUUGUGUCUUAAGGAAUUUUUAACGUUAGUAAGCUUCAAUUAUUAGGAAAAUGUUUUAAAAAUAAAAUCUCCUAUUAGUUUCUUUGCUUUAUGAUAAGCAUAUUUUUUUUAUUUUCAAAGUAAAUAAGAUGUUGAUAAUUUAUUUAGUUAAGUUCUUAUGUAAAGAUUUUUUCUGAGUUUCUUCUCAGGUAACAUGGUGUAGCAUUCGUCAUAAAUAUUUACACUGAUUGAUUUUGGCAUAUUAAGUGCAUGUUUCUAUUUAUCGCACUAUAAUUAUAUCCAGUUCUUUAGCCGCCAAACUGUAUUCAACCAAGGCAUUUUGAAUGUGUUUAGUUGAUAUUUUUUCCCAUUUUUGUUUAGAUAACUGUUAUGAAAAUUGUUGUGAAAACUUAUAUUUUUAUUUCAAUAUUUUGGUUAUUUUAUUAUUAUUUUUUCUAAAUACAGUUGUUUACAAUAUCAUUAAUCCCUGCGCAAUUUCAUCAUAAUUUACACUGUUAAUUAGUUUUGUUACUUAAUUUUUAGCUUGUGUGGUAUGUUUUUUAUAAACUAAAUAGUUAAUACAAAAAGUUGCUAUUUUCCUUUAUCAGAAUCUAAACGGUUUUCUUAAGAUAACAGAAAAAAAAAGCAUUCUUAUAACUUGUCCUUUUAUUUUUCAGAAUAUUCCAAAAAACCUAGAAGACAUCAGUGUACUAUUUGUUUAUAUUCGACCUACUUUAAGGCUGACUUAACUAAGCACAUCAGAGUUCACACUGGUGAAAAACCUUAUAAGUGUGUCAUUUGUAACAAGGGAUUUGCCUGUCCAUCCAAUUUAAAAAAUCAUUCUUUCACUCAUUAUAAGAAACAGAUUUUUGAAUUUUCUAAAUAGCAAAAUGAUACAUGUGUAUAUCAUUUUAAAUGUUUGGUUUAUUGUUGCUGUUAAAAGAAACAACUGAAUACAGCUUAUUGUAUUUCUUACCUAUUUAAGAUCUUUUUGUACCUUGUGUGAAAGAGAAGGGUUUAGUAAAUGUUUUCUAUGGAAGAUAUUAUUGAUUUGAAUUCUGUUUCAUGUUUAGCUUUUGUUGUUUAUGGUUAGAUAACUCAUUCAAGCAUGAAGAACUGUUUUAUUAUGAUUAUAAGUUGGUUCUCUUUAAUCUUUGACUAGUCAUUAUGUAUGCUCUAAAGAAUGUACAUAAAUCUUGAAGCUUGUAUAUGUCAUAGCUGCAAAUAAAGUGUUUUAGUUA
Parasteatoda tepidariorum (common house spider) is the source of this 2743-nucleotide messenger RNA. The record is from RefSeq and is a predicted model, not a curated record. NCBI's taxonomy places the organism in Eukaryota, Metazoa, Arthropoda, Arachnida, Araneae, Theridiidae.